AUGAUAGUAUUUAUUAGCAUAGUACUAUCAGCUGCACUGAUGGGUUACGUCUUUUGUUUCGCAGUGAGCAAAUAUACUGUGAGUAAAAGGAUUCAGCAAACUAGCGUGUUUAGAGAGACACUUUCAACACCCACGAGUGAGUAUUUAGCAUCAUGGAAGCAUUCGCAUGAGUCUCCGGAUACUUAUUUUGAUCACACAAAAGUUACCAUUGGCAGUAGGUCGAAUGCGGCUUUACAAACGAUUUUCGACUUGCUACUGAAGGAAUACAUCGACUUUUGGUAUAAGCCUUUGACUUCAAAUCCAGACUUCAUGAUCCAGCUGAAAAUGUUUGUACAAUAUGCUUGUGCUAUUAUUGUGCAGAGAGUGAAAAACGUUGAAUUUUCGGAGUUUCUCAUUCAUAGGUUUAUACCGCACUUCUUUGACCAUGUUGUAAAUAUCUUAUCCCUUGCUAGUUCAGAUAAAUUUAAUUCUACUCUUGUUGGUGAAGAGCAUAAUACUGUCCAGGCAAUGAAACAGAAGCAUUUUCAAAAAAGAUCUUUGAAAUCUUGUUCUGAAGAAAUUAUUUUAUGUGCUUUCGGUGAUCGAUUACAUCCAGCCCUGUAUUCUAGACAAGCUGAAGUAAUGUAUUUACGCGCGGUGGUGAGUCGUCUGUUACCAUUUUUGGGUCUGCCGCCUAGUCUUACUUGUCCAGAUAUACAUAAGUCAGGAGAACCUUCUGUUGAUCAUGUUCCUCGCGCUCGACGUAAUCGCAUGAUGCAUAUGUCACCUGGACGUUUACAGUCCAGUUCAGCCGUGCCAAAUAAGCCGUCAGUUCCUCGGAGUGCUUCCAGUGGUGCUUUGGGUUUUCAGAAGUUGGUGAAACUAGGAUGUAAUCCAUCAGCAUAUAGUUUGCUGAUAGAAAUACUAUCCACUUGUGUUCUGCUACCGGCUAUGGACAUUUUAGCUAAUUCUGAUUUUCUCAAUCAAUUAAUUCUACUAUGUUUUACGGAUAAUACAAAUGCAGAACCAUUGAGGAAGGAAAGUUCUGAACAUGUCCCUCUUCUUGAAGCAUAUAUUCAUGACUGGCAAAAGUGGUUAUCUAAAAAGCCGCCAUCAUUAAUUCAUUUGGAUACUCUUUUAAGUCAUCAAGAUGAAUUAUAUCCAUUUAUGCAAUAUAUGAAGUCAAUGAAAUCAAUUGGACCGUUGACUCUUGUAUUGCUAAUGCACCAAAUAAAUUCUCGGGUAUCAAAGUCUGUGCUUUCCUCUGAAGCGUGUCACGAGGUUGAAGCGCAAAUACGUCAUAUUUUAAUUAUAUUACGUGGUGGCGAUGCUGAUGGAAAUAAUAACAGCAGUUGGAAUUAUUCAAAUUAUAUCCUUCCUAAUGAUAAUGAUGGGGUUAGUGAUAGUGAUGAGUACGGUGGAUCAACUGACUGUCGUGUGUCUACAAGUCUCAUGCAUCAAGGAGGUACAGACAAUAUUAGCUUGUCAUCAUCAUCAUCAUCCAAAAACAACUGUUUGCACUUUUAUAAUGUGUCGAACGAAUUCGCAGAAUUACUGGAAACUAGUGUGAAAUAUUGUUCACCGGAGACAUUAACUCACCUAAUCAAUACAUCACAGUGGAAAAAAACUUAUCAAUCAGUGUGUAAAGCAGUUGAAUUCCGUUUUCUACCAAUGUAUUUCGAAAGUCCAGAGUAUAUUAAGCAUUCAUUUGGUUUUACACUCAGUUUAAUGUCAUCAGCAUCAUUGAGUAAAUUUGGAGUAUCUCCUAAGCGUUCUCUGCGUCGCUUCUCUCAAAAUGUCGGCGGAUCUCAACAACAACAACAACAGACUGGCCUCUUUGGAAGUGCAAUCAUGAAUGUUUUCGGCAGCCAAUCGACUGAUGGUCAGUCAUCUGGAAGCUCUGAUAGUUCACGAAUGUCCAUCUCUUCAACACGUCGUAAUCAAAGAGAUCGUCUUGGCAGUGUUAUCAGUGAACAGUCCAGUCGAUAUAAUGUCAAUAUGAAUAGUACUCCAGAAGAGUUGUUGAUAAAUCAACAUGUCUCGGGCAUAAAACACCUGCCUGAGAGAUCACAACAAAUCGAUCUUUCUAAGUGUACUGUGCAUAUACGUGGUUUAUCACGACCUGAAGUAUCACAAUCAACUCGUCUUCCAGUGGGGACAAUGACUUUAUUGGGUAGUACUCCACUUAUGUCCAGUGUUUCUGCUACUACCGCCACUACUAUGAAUGCUACUAUAUCACAUACUAAUCAAAUUAAUCAUUUACCCUCAUCAAUGAGUAAUUCUAUUCCAAUCAAUAAUAACUCUCUGACAAGUAGUAAUUUUAUUCCCGUAUCGACAACAGCUGUACGUGAUGUAGGCUAUAAAAAUAAAAUAUCAAAUGAAUUGAACAAUUUGACUGGUCCACCUGUAUUGACACAGUCUACCGUUACGAACAGUACCAAUUCAAUGCCACAACUGUCACCACAGUUUAUGUUCAAUGUUAUUACUGAAACUGUUAUCAAUGGUGUACGAAGACAAGUUGCUAGAGUGACACGAAAAUAUUCAGAAUUCUAUGUUCUUGAGCAAAAGUUGACUGAAUUUCAUGGUUCAUUUAUAACAAAACAAUUACCACGGCGUCAGUUGACACCGCGUUCAAUGGAGUUUCUUGAAAGUAAAUGUGAAGUCUUUGAAAGCUAUCUACAGUAUUUAGUUGCACAACCAUUUCUACGAAAAAGUAAACUUCUCUAUAGUUUUCUCACCUCCAAUGAACCAUUCAAUACAAAUUUAUUUGAUUUGAAUUUGGGACGUUUUGUUAAAUCUGUACCAUUGAAGUUAACUAAAGAGAAAGGACAAUUUUUAGAUGACUUUCUAACUUCGUAUUACUUGUCAUGUCAUACACAACCGAUUGGAAUUGACAAAACUCCAGGUGAAUCUGAAUUGGCCAAACUUAUAGCUGGAUCAAAUUUCCCUGCAAUUAAUUCACCAGUGAAUAGUACGCUUACCUUCAACUCUUUACUUAAUGAUACUACUACUAGUAGUAGUGAGUAUAGUUCUUUACCAAACACCACACAGCAGUUACUUACAACAAUGCCAAAGUCUAUAUCUAGCCAUUUUAAAUCAGAUAAAUAUUCCGCAGAAAAAUUUAUAGAUUAUUAUGGUCGUUAUGUAUUGAAUUCAAUACAGUAUAAGUCACAUGGACGAACAAGCCUAGAUCAUCGUCUACGUUCUCGUGUCUACUGGAAUAAUGCUGGUCUAACCUAUGAGAAACGAAGAGAUAAAACGAAUGAUUCAUCUCAAAUAUCAACUGUACACUUAGAUGGGCUAUCUGAAAUGAUUCUAUACUUAUUUGAUAAGUUGACAAUUGAAUCUUCAACACCCACUGAUCCACAGUCAUUAUCAUCUCAUUUAAAUGAAACUGAAACCAAAACUGUCACCUCUUCUGAAUCAAUAAGUGACUGUGGAAACGCUUCUCAGACGCUCAAACAAAAGAAAUCAACAGAUCCUUGGGAUGUUACUAAUCCAUGUUGGAGUGAAGCACUUCUUAAUGGUCCAUCAUUACCAAUUAUUGACAGUAACAGUAAUAAUAACAACAACAACUGUGUGACUACUGAAUCUCAGUCGACACAAUCAAUAACCACAACACCAACAGCUACAACACCUCAGUUAUCCUCGUCUAAUGAAAUAACAUCGAACAGUAAAUUCACCAAUACAUCUGAUAAUAUUCAAACCAGUAGCAAUUCACGAAUUAUGCUACCAACAGUAUCGAUUAGUCUACAUGAUUUAUUCUCAACAUUGCAGGAGUUAUACACAAUUAUUCAACAAGAGUUUAAAAUACGUUUACGUCAGUUAAUUCUGAGAAUAGGCAUCAUACUUAUCACCUAUUUUAAAACACCAAUUGAUAAUUGGUUAAGUCAACGUUUAUUGCAUUACUUCCAUAGUACUUUUUCAGAUGAAAACUUAGCUAGUAUGUUAGAAACCAUUAAAACAAAUAUAUUUCAUUACUCCGCUAAAAAAGUUGAUAUGGAUAAAUCUGAACGUAAAGAAAAAGCACGUGCUGCACUUGAGAAAGCGAUACUUGGUAUAAAAGGUCUUUCAUAUGUCACUGAUCCAGAGAAGAUAUGUGAUGAUGUGAAUUUUCUUUUCGAUUGUUUUCAAUACUCAAAAUGGAAUAAACAAUUAACUUAUGUUCUAUUAGAUCAAUUUAUAUUAGAGUUAUUUCCUGAACUUGCUUUAAACAACAAUAGUAAUAAUAAUAAUUAUAAUAAUCCCAAUAACAAUGCAGAUGUAAGAAAAGAAACUUGUCAGUGAUUUUUAUCAUUAUUAUUAUUGUUAUUAUGAUUAAUACUUCAUAAAGAUUAAUUUGUUUGAUUUCAUUAUUCAUCUCUUCUAAACAUACAUACCAUACAAACACCUGUUAUUGCCAUUUAUUUUCUCUUAUUUCUUGUCUUUUUGUUGACUCAUUGUUGUUGUACAGAAAAUUUAUAGUCAUAAAAUGUGUUGUCUUUCUCUUCUCUCUUUUUUUCUCCAUAAUUUAACUUGUGUGAUUUUUCUUAUGAUUUUUAUUUCAUGCCCAAUUUUUAUCGAAUUCUUAUACAUAUGAAUACAUCCAUUCAUCAGAGAAUGAUUUAUUUGUUGUACUCUUAUUCUAUAUGUAUUUUUUCUCCGCGCUCAUUGGCUUAAGCGCAUUCAACUUUCAAUCAAUUGGUCCUGGAUUCGAGUUUUGAGUAUUUGUCUUUGUGAUUUGUUUUUAUUUUGUCUGAUGUCGUUAUUCAUCGUCAUUGUUGACAAAUAUCAUCAUAUCAUCGCAUUGCAAUGCAUUACCUGUUUAUUGUGUACUGUUAUGUAACUAUUGUCUUUCGUUGUUAUAUGUGGUAUGUGAGUGUGUGUGUGUGUUAGUGAAUAUCACUAUUCUUUGUCUCUGUGUUGGUGUGGGCUACGAGGAAAUUACGGUAUAGUAGUGGCAGCAGCAACAACAACAGGAGUAGACGAAGAUGAAGAAGAGAAAAAUUAUAGUAAUUUAUGCUAAACAAACAAUAGUUAUACAAGCGUGUGUACAUUUUCUUUUAUUUUUAGUUAUUGAACUUUUUUUCUCUUAUUCGAAUUCAUUUCGUUAAUCUGAAGUAUUUGGAUUGUAAAUUGUCAGGGUAAUUUUUGUUCAUCUGUAACUUAUUCUUUCUUUCUAUCUUGUAUACACACACACAUGAUGACUUAUGACUGAUUAAACUUCAUUUGUUUAGUAUAGGUCUCAUUGAAUUUGUUAUACUUACACUGGCGAUGGUAUUGCGGUUGACGGGAAGUCAAUCGCUGUAGAGGUAGAAGUGUUUUUAUUCCUCAAAUCUGGAAUUAGUUUACUUUGUCGUAAGGAAGCAAUCUCAUUGUUUUACCUUGAACCAAUCUCCAACCAUUCAGAACAGUUUCUUGUCUACUGAUCAAGCCGAAUUUGAAUGUGGUUAAAAAAUUUUAAAUAUGAUGUUUUUCCUCAACAAAAAAAGCAGUCUUUUGCCGCUUCUGUUAUCUUCUGACAUUAUGUUUGGCGUCGCUGCCUUCGAACAAUGUAGAUCCCAUGACCUGCUGUUUUCGUAGAAGGAGACAUACAGAGCGUUUUACGGGACUUCGAUGAGGUCGCUUAGUUGAUGGGCGCCCGGGAUCCAACAUCGACGCUGCUGAGACGUUGGGCAAAGGCGGCAUACGACAGUGUGGAACGGGCAGUUGGUGAAGAAACCUGGAAGGUAUUAGUGGCGGGGUUCGUCAUCCUGACGAGCAGGCAGUGCGGCAGUUCCAUGAAAUGAAUCUGAGACCGGAUAGAGACCCGCUAGUAUUGGCGGUGAACCUUUCGAGUCUACUACGUCGCGUGCUUCCCAUAUUUGAUGAAAAGUUGUCCAAUGAGGUUAUUCCCUGACUACAGCGUAAAGGAGAUCUGGAUUUGAGGAGUAAACACUUCUACAUCUGCAGAGACUGACCUGAAAUGUUGGUUUUAAUUUUGGCUGUUUCCUAUCAAUCUGUAUCCUAUAAGUCUUGAUCGUAACACCCGCUACAUGGUAAUGUGCCAAUAGUGAAAACUACGACGAUUGUCUAAAAUAGUUAACUGUAACACUUUAUUAUUAGAAAAUAAGAUGUUUAAAAAAUCAAUAUCCUGUAUUGUUUGUUUGUUUCUAGUAUUAAAAUGAAGUAUUGUGAGC
Trichobilharzia szidati is the source of this 6137-nucleotide messenger RNA. NCBI's taxonomy places the organism in Eukaryota, Metazoa, Platyhelminthes, Trematoda, Strigeidida, Schistosomatidae. The record is from the annotation of a GenBank genome assembly.